GUCUUUAUCAGCGGCUGCCCGGGCGGCAUGGCGGCUCACUCGACCUGCGCUCUCCGCCCAGACCCGUGGAUAAGUAGCUGCAGGUGGCUGGCAGGGGAAUUCCGUCUCCUGCUCCGACAUGGCCAGGACCGGUCUCUGCGACUCCAAGCCUCUGCUGGACUUACACAAGAAGGAGAAGGUGAUGGGAGAGGAUUUAAACAUGGAGAUGAGGAGAAAGGAGAGCCUGAAGCUGCUUCAUUUGUUUCCUACAGCGUUGGGACAGCUUGCAAGAUGGCGACGUCAAAAGGAAAGGAGGAGGCGGAAGAGAGGCGUGCCCCUCUAAGAACAUGGGCUAAUGCCGCUGGGCCUAAAGAUCGCUGGCAGCCGCCAGAGGGAGAUGAGCCUAAGAUGGCCCCUGCCAAGAUGGAGCCUGAGUGCAGAUGGGACAGGAGGUUAUUGGUGUCAACCAGUGAUGACAUCAUCAUGGGGUUUCAUGAGGACAGUCGGACACACACGGCUGGGACUAUGCUUCAUAUCACAGUUCUCCUUGUCCUCCUUUUUCCAUCCUGUGUAGCAGAUGGGUGUCCGGAGGAGCCCCUGCUGCUUUACCCCCAAGGGUUUCCAGGCCUGCACAGCCUCCAGGCGCUGGUGCCCGGCCUGCUGCGGCAUGAAGUGGAGAUAGCCAUGGAGAAACUGGGCCUCAUCUGGGACCGCAGCUAUGCCUGGGACAUCUUCUUGGACAUGAUGAAAAAUCAGUUUCGCAGCUCUUUUCCCAACGCUGACCUGCCUCGGCCAUUCACAGAUGCCACCCGUGCCGUCCUGGUGGAUUGGCUUGUUCAGGUUCAUGAGCUGCUGCAUUUCCAGGAUGAGACCCUGUACCUGGCCAUACACCUCCUCAACCGCUCCCUCCGCCAGAUCAAGGUGUCCACAGUCAACCUGCAGCUCCUCGGCGUGGUUUGCCUCUUCCUUGCUGGCAAGAAGGAAGAGUGUCUCCUACCUGAGGUGUCUGGGCUCUGCUUCUUGAUGGACAACAGCUACAGCAGGCAUCAGCUGCUGAGGAUGGAGCGCAAAGUCCUUUGUGGGCUGAAAUUUGACUUGUCCUACUGUCCCCCUCUGCACUUCCUCUUGCUGUCUGCUUCUAUUGCACGCUGUAGUGCUAAGAUGGUGUGGAUGGCUCGCUAUCUGCUGGAGCUCGCCCUCCUGGAGGGCCAGUGUGUGGUCUUCCUGCCUGUGCAGCUGGCAGGAGCUGCCCUCUGCUUGGCCCGCAGAGUUUUGCAGGAGCCCCCAACACCAGAAGGGGAGGCUGCCUGGUGUCUGGCCUCCAGCAUCCAUGUGGGCAGUGAGACUGCUCUCCUGAAGAUCAUGCACAUCCUGGCAGGUGCUGCAGCUAAGGCCCAUAGCCGAGAAACAUGUGCUACUUUUAUCAAAUUCUCCUCCCCGGAGACCAUGCACGUCAGCAGCCACCCUGGUCUUAGGAAUGCCCCAGGUUUGCUGGGCGUACCUCCUUUACACACCUAACGUCUCACAGGGGGAUUCAAGGUGGAGACAUAGACCAGAAUCAAUUGAGGAUUUCACUCCAUCAAUGAUUAGAACUUUAAGCAUGCUAAUUUAGUAGUCAAUGGAUCCUAAAAAAAGUUGUCAUGGUGAUGGGUGAGGAAGAGGCAUGAGAUCUGGUGCCAGAAUUUUGGAUUGCAUGCAUGUGGUGCAGCCAGCCUCAUGGCACAACUGUUUUAUGCUCUUAUCUUGCAGCUGAUUUAGAAAAUAUUUGUAUUGUACUGAAUGUUGGUCCUUGUGUCAGUUCAGGGAAGGACAUGGGCUGCCUGUCGAGUUAUUUGAGAAGUUUUAAUGUAAAAAUAAAGUGUCUGCUGCAAACAUGGAAAUGCUGAAAUCUGAUUAUUUUGCACAAAGAAUUUGAUCUGGAUAUUUUAAACAGUUUUUUUAAUCACUGCA
Molecule: messenger RNA, 1929 nt
Organism: Myripristis murdjan (pinecone soldierfish)
Lineage: Eukaryota; Metazoa; Chordata; Actinopteri; Holocentriformes; Holocentridae
Gene: ccnp
Product: cyclin P
Exons: 10
Coding region: 28-1497 (489 amino acids)
Source: RefSeq, a predicted model, not a curated record